Molecule: messenger RNA, 1193 nt
Organism: Zophobas morio
Lineage: Eukaryota; Metazoa; Arthropoda; Insecta; Coleoptera; Tenebrionidae
Product: drebrin-like protein
Exons: 13
Coding region: 66-1082 (338 amino acids)
Biological process (GO): regulation of actin filament polymerization
Cellular component (GO): cortical actin cytoskeleton; actin filament
Molecular function (GO): actin filament binding
Source: RefSeq, a predicted model, not a curated record
UGCACACUGAAACAAGACGAAAAGUGGUAAACAUAGUAACUGGUAACCUAUAGGGUUAAAUUUAGAUGUGUAGUUUGAACUAUCAAGGAGAAAAUGCCCGACGGGGGGGGGGAGAGAAUACGGACUUAAAGAAGUUCACGGUUUUUUCCAAUAUAUCCAAACUAGAAAUGUGUGACUUGGCAACCCAUGGGUCUGAAAUUAUGACUGUAUGCAACGAGAUAUAUGAUGAAAGUUCGCCUACUAACUGGUUAGUUCUUGGAUACGUAAAAAAUUCAGAUACCAUUGAAGUAAGAGAUUUCGGAGAAGAUGGUUUAGAUGGAUUCAUUCCUAGCUUAGCAGAAGAUACGCUGGUUUUAUAUGGUUUUGUUAAAGUUAAAGUGGACCAAGUUGACCAACCAAAAUAUAUUUAUAUAAUUUAUAUCGGAGAAGCAGCCCCUAUAGCGCGCAAAGCGAUUGCGGCUCAACACUCCGUUGCUAUAGAAAAGUUGUUCAAAGUUUCUCACUUGACUUUCCACGCACGCUGUGAACAGGAUAUUGAAAAGGCUUCAGUUUUGAAGAGAUUAGAGGACCACGUAAAAAAGUUUUCAAAUUCUAGGAAAGUGGCUUCUGUCCAUCCUCCAAGCUCCCCAGUGGGGACCCUGUAUAAAAAACCUCAAAUUAUUCCUGGAAAGACUUCUUCGUUAAAAGAGAAGUUUGAAAGGCAACCAUCCCCAACGAGCUAUAAAAGGAGGGAGGAAGAGAAAGUCCAGGAGCUACUGAAAGAGUCGGCGGCCUACCCGUCAAGAGUUCCAGAGGUGUUCGAGCAGCCCAGUCGCCAGGAUCCCGAUGACCAAGUACGGCACAGCGAAGAGGGCUAUGUGGAGCAAAGUGCAUCCCCCGUUUCCUGCACAAAGGAGAACAAGUACACUGCCACAGUUCUUUACGACUAUCAAGCAGCGGAUGAGGAGGAGCUAACGCUGGUACCCGGAGCCAUUCUUUACGGCAUCACCGCUCUCGAUGAAAACUGGUGGUACGGAUACGACGAAACCGGCCGAGCUGGAGCCAGGUUUCCUGCGGAAUAUGUCCAACUGUACGAAAGUUAGCAACUUACGAAACUUAUUUUUCCAUAAAUCUCGUUAAGAACGUUUAGUUUCGUGUUUAUUUUUUCUCUAUAUAAAUCGUAGCUAUGAAGAACCCAGACAUCUUCGAUUCUA